CCGUCGAUGUGCAAGAAGAGGAUUGCUCCAUUGCGCAUGCGUGGAAAUGUCACGUUAGCUUGCCGCACAACAUUUGCUGCACUCUCGCCUUUUAACGACCCACAUGGCUUCCUUACGGUGAGGCAUUAGCUCCGGAGAGAGUACGCCACGGCCAAACGACAGCGAAAUAAUGACAGCGAAUGAGGAUCAAGAGAUGGAGUUGGAGGCUCUUCGCUCCAUCUACGAGGGCGACGAGUGUUUUAAAGAACUGAGUCCGGUUUCCUUUCAAUUACGGAUAGGAAACCUGCAGGACUCUAAAGCAUUCAUCUUGGACAUUGCGUGGCCAGAGACGUACCCCGAGACCGGUCCCCAAAUCUCCCUGGAUGGCUUUUUUAACAACCGAAUCGCUAUGGAAACCAAGCAGCUCAUCCUGUCCAAGCUGGAGGAACAAGUGGAGACGAAUCUGGGCGACGCAAUGACGUACACCCUGUUCGAGUGGGCCAAGGAGAACCAAGAAGCCCUGAUGGAGAACCACCGACCCGUGGUCACCGCCGUGACUUUAACGUCCAGCGGCGAAGCGACGCCGAAUUCCACAGAAGCCAAAAAGAAGGAGAGGAAGGAGCAGCUCACCAAAGCGCAGAAGAGGAGGCUCAUCAAUCGGACAGAUAACAAAGGGGAGCUGCCAAGAGGUUGGAACUGGAUUGACGUCAUUAAAGUACGUACAAUUCCAAUGUUCAUUCAUGUGAUUUUAAACAUGAAGUGCAAUUCAUUUUUUUGUCUCAUCUUGUUUUUUUCCCCCGUUGUUACGACGAACAUCCAGCAUCUGAGUAAAACGGGAGGCAAAGAGGACGAUUAGGCCGCAGAGCUGCCGCGUCGCUGCCGUUUUGAAUUAGAGCGCGACGGCUUUGCAUUCACCUUGGCCGCUGCCGACCUCCAGAAAAGUGGAAUCCAGGGCAACCAAAAGGGAGGCAAAACAUUUCAGUGCAAUGUGUUCAGUGUUUCAUCAGGGUUCCUUGAAAACAUCCUCAAAAGCCAAGAAAAGGGUCUGCUCUGUUAUAAAAGUAUCCACUCUCACUGCUUGGAACCUUGAAGGAGUUGCCUUACAAAUGGAUUGUUUGUAGUAUCAUGAGACUCACUGGCAAACAAUUCCAUCAAAUUUGACUUCACUAUUUUCUUAUUUCUGUUUGACCGUAUUUUUUUUUUUAGUCUCUUCAAAUAAAACCCAAUUUGGAGGGACUUUUUCCUGAGAUGUGGCUUUAUCAUAAAUUUUUCUUUGAUUGGUGUGUGUGUGUGUGAUAUUGAAGGUGUAGAAUACCCGCCCAUUGUGCAACAAUAGGGGGAAUGUUUGGUGAAAAUAAUGGGGUAGCUUCUUGUGCAAUAGUGGCAAAACAAACAUAAGUAUGAAACCCCUUUGCAGAGAAAACUGAGGGUGUUGAAAACGGUCACUGGGCAAAGUCUGGGUCUACCAUAGUUAGGAAGAAAUGUGGGUGUUGAAAAGUUUCUCCUGAAAAUUUUCUUUUUUUGUGGGAAAAGUGUGGCUGUCAAAACAACCACAUCCACCGUGGGUUGCGAUGAAAAGUAUGGUUGUCAAAACCUUUCACCAAGUGACGCGUGUUGAAACAACCACUUACCCCCAGGCUACGGCAAAGUGCGGGUGUUUUAAUACCCACAUCCCCUGCCGAUGUAGCAAAAACACACCCAAGGUUCAACACUGGUAAACAUGCCAAUGUCCUUACUUGAGUCAACUCAUCAGCAAAGCUAAGAAAACAACUUUAAUGUAUGAAAUUCUGUUUUUAUUGUAAUGAGUGCAUAAAUAUGUGGUACUUUACAUCAGUAUAAUCAGCGGACUGUCAAUUAUAGUCCUUGUUAACGUUAAAAUCCUCCACUAAAACUGAGGGGAUCUUUCCUUAAGGUCUGCUACUGCUUUGACUUUGGUUUAUCUACGGAGUCUGGGGAAGCUCUUUCAGGGACGUAAUCAUUGACGACGUCCAAGAGACCCCUUUUAAGAGAUUUUUCUAACCUUUUGGAAAACUCCUUUUUAAACAUGUUCUCAAAGAAGCUAUGGAUAUCAUGGACGUCCUCCACUGACUGUGUGGAUUCGGUCCUUGUGCACUGUUCCUCCGCACUGUCACUCGGCGGUAACUCGACUGAUAUGAUGGAUGAGGCAACAGAGGCCGCUGGCCCUUCGUCUGAGACAUUUUCAUGUAGAGGUCUCUCUCCUUUUCUGUCGCCGUUCGUUUUCACCCUCUUGCUCUUUCUCCGGCCAUAGUGAGUCUUCCACAUUGAUGUGACUUUUUUGAAAAUGGGCCUAAUAAUAGCUGGUUUGCCUCCAAUACAGUCUAGGAUGGCACUGGGACAGUGCUCCAGAAUUGGUUGUAUCUUCCUUGGACGCCUUAUUUUCCACCUCUUCCAAAGGGAUAUCCUGGAUUGAAGUUCUACCGGUGGUGUCUUAUCAAGGUCUGUUGUUGCUCCGGAUGAAAGUUCUUGCUCUGACAAUUUUAUAUCAAUCCCUACCACUGACUUCCUGGAUAUCGUAUCUUUGGACAAUUUAAGAUCAACUUCUCCCACUACUUUUGAUGAAGACCUCUUUGAUCUCCUGUCUUCUGACAAUUUAGAGGCAUCGAUUGUUGUCCUAGACGAAGACCAUGAUAUCCUGUCCUCUGACAAUUUAGAGACAACAACUCCUGCUUUUGAUGAAGACCUCCUUGAGAUCCUCUCUUCGGACAAUUUAUAGACAUGUAGUGCCUCUUUGGAUGAAGACUUCCUUGAUACCCUGCCUUCUGACAAUUUAUGAGCAUCUAUCGCUGCUUUCAGUGAAGACCUCUUUGAUACCCUGUCUUCGGACAAUUUAUGAACAA
Messenger RNA from Phycodurus eques (leafy seadragon), 2837 nucleotides. It is a transcript of the gene rwdd4, whose product is annotated as RWD domain containing 4. Bases 170 to 835 code for a protein of 221 amino acids. NCBI's taxonomy places the organism in Eukaryota, Metazoa, Chordata, Actinopteri, Syngnathiformes, Syngnathidae. Gene Ontology annotation, molecular function: protein binding. The transcript has 7 exons. The record is from RefSeq and is a predicted model, not a curated record.